This is a messenger RNA of Lycium ferocissimum, 866 nucleotides long. RefSeq lists its product as uncharacterized. Bases 326 to 634 code for a protein of 102 amino acids. The record is from RefSeq and is a predicted model, not a curated record. NCBI's taxonomy places the organism in Eukaryota, Viridiplantae, Streptophyta, Magnoliopsida, Solanales, Solanaceae. The transcript is spliced from 2 exons. Gene Ontology annotation, cellular component: mitochondrion.
UAUUUCAAACCUAAAGGACCUAAUAUGUUCAAAGUAAUACAAAAAGAACCAAAAUACACUUAAGGGAUACGCAAAGGACUCUUUUGGAUUUUUUUCCCUUUUAGGGUUUUACAUCCACAAGCAAUAUGCAACUUUUUACAACUAUUAUGGAAAGUUAACACUUAUACCGCCGACCGCCGACCGCCGCCGCCACCGGUAUCUACUAUUUUGAGGUCAAUUUUUAUUUUUUAUUUUUUUCAGUUUCAAUCUAUAUUUGGUUUAAUUGUGAAGGGCUGAAGGCAUGAUCAAAUUUUAAGAGAAUCCCAUCCGUGUACUGAGCUGCGAAAUGAACCUUGGUAGACUGAAGAAUGUGGUAGCUGCUGCAGCCAUUGAAGGAGUGGCUGAGGCAAGGGCCAGGAUAUUUGGUCAUGUGCUUAAUCCAACGGGGCAGAGAUCACCUCACAAGGUUUUGCGCAAGAAGCUCAUCGGUGAGAAAGUGUCACAAUGGUACCCACAUGAUAUCAUGAAAGAUGAUCCUCUUGUGAUGGCACGUCAAGAGCAAGAGCGCCUGAGCAAGCUUGAAAUGCUCAAACGUCGUGGAAAGGGUCCUCCUAAGAAGGGUCAAGGCAAGCAGGCUAAAAAGCGCAAUAAAUAGAGAUCAUAUAUACUUUUAGGCUCUUUUCCUGUUUUACAAAUCCUACUACUCUCUUUACUGAGCGAGACUCCAUCCAUAUCCUUACUAGUAGUUUUUCUUUCAUUCAAUCGUCACUUACCGGCUUGCAAAUCGGUUACUCUUUGCAAUUUGAUCGCGUUCUUGUUUUUCAUUUCACAGGAUUUCUUUCUGCAACUCAAGCAUCUACUUUCAAUGUAGUCUUUGUUUUCAUGCU